This is a messenger RNA of Amaranthus tricolor (Joseph's coat), 1389 nucleotides long. RefSeq lists its product as uncharacterized. The coding region runs from base 1 to 1389 and encodes 462 amino acids. NCBI's taxonomy places the organism in Eukaryota, Viridiplantae, Streptophyta, Magnoliopsida, Caryophyllales, Amaranthaceae. The record is from RefSeq and is a predicted model, not a curated record. The transcript has 2 exons. Gene Ontology annotation, molecular function: nucleic acid binding.
AUGGCUUCAAAUAAUGACGAUGAGCUACAGGGGGCUUGGUAUUUUGGAUCAAAUGCAUACGAUUCACAGUCUAGCUCCAAUUAUGAGGAGGAACCACAAGAAAUUGAUGCACAACAAAUAGAACAGCAAGAUCAACGUAAAUCAAGGCUUACAAACGAGUUGAGGCAUCUCAUUUUACAUGAAAUGUUGUCACUUAAAGUAAGUGACUCACUCCCACAUGGUACAUUCGUACGAAUAGCAAACAAAUACGGUUACACACCAAGAUCAAUUCGAAACUUAUGGAAACGUGCAAUUGAAACCAAAGAAGAAAACAAGCCUUAUGUUGUCGAUUCAAAGUACAAGAAUUGUGGAAGAAAAAGAGUUCAAGUGCCACCAAACGUACUUGAAUCAAAACCAAUGGGUGAACGUACAUGCAUAAGAGAUGUUGCAACAUGUUUAGACUUGGCACCAACAACGGUUUGGCGAUUGAUACGAAGGGGGGAGAUUAAGGCACAUUCAAAUCCAUUAGACCCUUCUUUAACGGAUGCAAACAAGGCAAGAAGGGUUGAGUGGAUUUUAAGUCUCAUUCAAGAAGAUACAAUUCAUCAUCAUCCAAUGUAUAAAGGUAUGUAUGACUUCAUACAUAUUGAUGAAAAAUGGUUUUACUUAACCAAGAAGACACAAAGAGUUUAUCUAGCACACAAAGAAAAAAUUCCAUAUAGGGCGGCAAAGUCAUCAAAAUUCAUUCCAAAAGCCAUGUUUUUAGGGGCGGUUGCAAGGCCUAGAUGGAAUCAAUAUGGCCAAUGCACAUUUGAUGGGAAAAUCGGAAAUUUCCCUUUCGUAAGUAGAGUUGCAGCACAAAGAAAUUCAAUUAACCGUCCAAAGGGGUCUAUAGAAAUUAAACCAACUGAGUCGGUUACUCAGGAAGUUUAUAGGAGCAUGCUCAUAGAACAAUUAAUUCCAGCAAUUCUUAGAAAAUGCCCAAGUGAUGGUCCAUCGAUAAUUUCAUCCAACAAGAUAAUGCAAGGGAGCAUACAAUCACUUAUGCAUAAGAAAAUGCCAAAGAACAUGAAUGAGUUAAUAAAAGCAGUGGAAGAUGCAUUCGAAGAGUUACAUCCAAAGACUUUAACCAAUGUUUGGAUUUCAUUACAACACCACUUAAAUGAAAUCCUAAAGGUUAAAGGGUCUAAUGACUAUGUUCAGCCACACCUAGGGAAGAAAGUUCAAGAAGACAAUGGAAGGUUACGAAUACAAGUGCGAGUACCAUCACAAUUGGUUAGGGAAUGUGUACGUUUCCUUAACCCAAGCACAAAUCAGCAAGGCACACAAACAGAAAAUGAAGAUGCUGCACAACAUAAUCAACAAAUACUUGAAGCAUAUGAUGAAGCAGUGGAAGAAUCUCAAAGAUGA